Fundulus heteroclitus (mummichog) is the source of this 3011-nucleotide messenger RNA. RefSeq names its product fibronectin type III and SPRY domain containing 1-like (gene fsd1l). The transcript has 13 exons. The record is from RefSeq and is a predicted model, not a curated record. Gene Ontology annotation, molecular function: protein binding. Lineage: Eukaryota; Metazoa; Chordata; Actinopteri; Cyprinodontiformes; Fundulidae. The coding region runs from base 58 to 1527 and encodes 489 amino acids.
CGACCGGAAGUAGUGUAACGCCUCACUCAGACGUCACUUCCGCGUUAUCCUACUGGGAUGGACACUCAGAAGGAAGCUCUGCGCCGCAUCAUCAACACGUUAGCCAAUAAGAAUGAAGAGCUCCAGCACUUCCUGGACUCCAUUGACGGCACUCGGACCGGCCUGCAGGAGGAGUCCUGCAGGGUGAUGUCAGAGCUGGAGGCGGAGCUGGAAGGGCUAAGCUCCGCCUUGGAGGAGAGAGGAGCUCAGCUGCGGGACAUCAUCAAAGAGGAGAAGCAGAGGAAAGAGGCGGAGCUUCAGCGGCAGCUCUCUGAGGGAAACUUUGCUCUGCUCUCCUGCAAGGAGCUGCUGGACUUCGCAAACCAGACGCUGACCAUCACCAACGAAGAAGAGUUUCUGACGGCAGCCAAACAGAUCAAAGAACGGGUAACAAUGGCUCCAGCGUUCCGCCUGACGACUCGGCCGAUGGCGUCAGAAAACAUGUCGCAGUUUACUGUCGACUUUAGUGCGGAGAAGGCGGGGCUUCAGCGCCUUAACUUCCUGCCAGUUCCCAGAGCGCCAGAGAUCGAUGCGUCCGGCUGCGUCGUCCGUGACAACAGCAUCACCGUUGCCUGGCGACAGCUCAGCGACACUGAUGGAGAUGGACCAGUGGAGCGCUACGAGCUGGAGUACCGUAAAACAAACCUCAACACCUCUCUCAGAGCUACGGGAGAUGCAUGCUGGGAAAAGAUUUGUGACAUCACAGACACACAGGUGACCAUCUCAGGUCUGAAGUUUGAUUCGCCGUUUGUUGUCGUUCGAGUCCGAGCCAGAAACAAAGCCGCCGCCGGGGAUUUCUCCGACGCUGUGGCUGUGGAGACCAGAGCGUUUAACUUUGGGUUUGACACAGCAACGGCUCACGCCGAGCUUAAGGUUCAGGGGGACACGGUCACAUGGGAGCCCCAGGGGGUCAAAGGUCACGACGCGCGGCUCAGGGGCAAGGAAAACAAAAACAGCAGCAGGAGUGCCACUCCGUCACCCAAUAAGACGGCAGGAAGUCGGGCUGGACGCGAACGAUUCGCCGGAGAGUCGUACACAGUGCUGGGUGACCAGGAGAUUAAUGGAGGCUGUCACUACUGGGAGCUCCGCCUCCUGGCUGAUUGGAAGUCAGUCAAUGUGGGUGUGGCCUACCGGGGCAGCUUAGGACGGUUUGACCAAUUAGGGAAGAGCACCAGUUCCUGGUGCGUCUACGCCAGCCAAUGGUUGCAGAGCUCACUUGCAGCCAAACACAACAAUCGAGCGAAGGCGCUGGAUUGGCCGCUGCCGCAGCGAAUUGGCGUCUACUGUGACUACGACAACGGUGAGCUAAUGUUUGUCGACGUCGAUCAGCUUCGUCUUCUUCAUCUGUUCAAGGCCAAGUUCAGCCAGCCGCUCGUUCCUGCCUUCACUGUGUGGUGCGGGGGAAUCUCCGUGGCAACAGGCCUGCAGGUGCCGAGCUUCAUGGGAAAUUUUGUGUCGACCAAUCGCAGCCCGUCAGCUGAUCAAUGAGCAGCUUAACUCUGAGCAAUAUUUCAUAUUUAUAAAUUUUAUAUGAAUUCUAGAAUAUAUUUACAGAAACUUCUUAGAGAUGAAUUUACCCUCACCUUUUCUGCGUUUGCUGAGUUUAGGUCCGGUCCAGAGUUCUGCAACCUUUACCAGACCGGAGACAUUUUCCCUCAGUCUUAGCGGACCUUCAGAAAAAGACCAUUUUAAGGAAGAAGUACUAACGGCAAUUUAUUUCAUUUUUAAAGAACUUCUGUUUUUAGGUUUCUAAAUAAAGAAAACCAUAAAAUGUUUGCAGAAAGAGGUCCGUCCAUGUUCUGACGGUCCAUGUUCUGACGGUCCAUGUUCUGACGGUCCAUGUUCUGACGGUCCAUGUUCUGACGGUCCAUGUUCUGACGGCCCAUGUUCUGACGGCCGGUCCAUGUUCUGACGGUCCGUCCACGUUCUGACGGCCCAUGUUCUGACGGUCCAUGUUCUGACGGUCCGUCCAUGUUCUGACGGUCCAUGUUCUGACGGCCGGUCCAUGUUCUGACGGUCCGUCCACGUUCUGACGGCCCAUGUUCUGACGGUCCAUGUUCUGACGGUCCACGUUCUGACGGUCCAUGUUCUGACGGCCCAUGUUCUGACGGUCCACGUUCUGACGGCCCAUGUUCUGACGGCCGGUCCAUGUUCUGACGGUCCAUGUUCUGACGGUCCGUCCAUGUUCUGACGGUCCAUGUUCUGACGGCCGGUCCAUGUUCUGACGGUCCAUGUUCUGACGGUCCGUCCAUGUUCUGACGGUCCAUGUUCUGACGGUCCGUCCAUGUUCUGACGGUCCAUGUUCUGACGGUCCAUGUUCUGACGGUCCGUCCAUGUUCUGACGGUCCGUCCAUGUUCUGACGGUCCAUGUUCUGACGGUCCAUGUUCUGACAGUUGGUCCAUGUUCUGACGGUCCAUGUUCUGACGGUCCAUGUUCUGACGGUCCAUGUUCUGACGGAUGUUGAUAUUUGUGGAAAAUGACGUAAAGAAUUGCUGCUUCCAGCCUGACAGCAGGAAACUGCCUCUAAGGAGAGAUUGCUGCAACUCAGCCUCGUUCUAUUGUGGAAAUUCAAUAAUUUCAUGAAAAAAACGACAUUUGUCAUUUUAUCUAUUUUUAAACACUUUGGUUGGUUCUUACGCCAAAGUUAGAAAAAGCCAUUGCGGCAGGUCCAAAGACCCACGGGUGGCUCUGGAAAUGCAGGUUGCAGAACCCUGAUCUAAAUGAUCUUGUAUCCUCUGACCUUUCACAUUAAAAGCAUUAGAUGUGUUUUAUUUUCUCUACUUGUAUGUUUAACAUUGAUGAUUUUAUUGAUUUCUAGUUUAAAUGUAAUGUAAUCUCUAAUUGGGACUGAAGUCCUGCUGAUUUCAUGAAGUGAGCAGAAUUGUGUUGUAACUAAAGGUGUAAAUGUGAAGUUUGAGUUGAACUGAUGAAGUCACUUCCUGCUGAGAAUAAACUUCCUGUUGAAGCUCAA